This is a messenger RNA of Peniophora sp. CBMAI 1063, 252 nucleotides long. The record is from the annotation of a GenBank genome assembly. Lineage: Eukaryota; Fungi; Basidiomycota; Agaricomycetes; Russulales; Peniophoraceae.
AUGUCCCUAGCCCAGCCCCAACCCUCCCGUCAAGUCGGCCGGCUUCUGCAGCCGCCGCGCUACACGCAAGGCUUAGAUACUCGCGCAAAGGGUGCUCAUGAUUGGUAUAUCAAUAGUAUGGCUGGAUACCGUAAAGCCGGUGCCGGGCACCGCGAGGGGGAUCUUUUGUUACCCCGAACAAGGAGCUGCAUGGUAUUAGAUACCGUGGAUGCCGUGAUACGUACUCCUCCAGACAGGCGCACAGCCCUGUAG